Messenger RNA from Linepithema humile (Argentine ant), 405 nucleotides. The record is from RefSeq and is a predicted model, not a curated record. Lineage: Eukaryota; Metazoa; Arthropoda; Insecta; Hymenoptera; Formicidae.
AUGUUAUGGAAUGAGGAUGUGGCAUAUGCUAUGACUCCUGUCAAAUUAUUAACUGCACCUGUAGGCGGUUGGCCCUUGCAAGAAUACAAUAAAUUCGCUUUAGCGCGUUAUAUCAUAUCCAUCUGCAGCAUGAGUGUGGAGCUCAUUAUGUCAUACCUCGACAUUUAUUACGGUUGCAGUGAUAUAAUCAGAUGGAGGAAAGUUGCGCACUCAAUCUUCUUCUGCAAUUGGCAUUGCAUGUCGGUGAAAUUGAUGAAGAACAUUUUGUUCGUCAUUGCACAAUCGCAGCAACCCAUUCAGUUGACAGCUGGUAAAUUCCUCGUCGUUAACUUGCAAACUUACAUGUCAAUAUUGAAAACUUCCUUUUCAUACUUGUCUGUGUUACGUGUGACGCUGGAUACGUAA